UUAACGUACGUUCAUUUUUUCUAACUUCUCCAGGCCAUUUUUUAUUUUUAUAAAAACAUAACAAAAGCAUUACGACAGCAUUGGCCAAGUCUUUUUUACGUUUAUUUUUAUUUUAUCCCAGUACAGCAUAAUAGAACCUAGUCUACCCUUAAGAGGCUGCCCAAGACUAGAAACACACCCGAGUCUUUCAAUCAUAACUCAUGGUUGGAUUAACCUUUUGACGUCAUUUUUGCUUUGUUUGAUAGAGAAUUAAAUUUGCUACAAAACCUUGAAAAAAGGAAAAAAAUUUAUUCACAGAAAAAGAAGCUAGGGCCAAAUAACUAAACUCAUUAUCUCACUAAACUUUAAUCCCUUAAUUAAUUUUUAAAUUAAAUCCUUCUUGUUUAUUUUUCUAAAAUUUCAUUUCCUCAAUAAUUUAAAAAAUUUAAUUCCCUAUCAAAUAAAAUCAAAAUCUUUUAGAAAAUAUGGCCUUUUAAAUGAAUUAUGGGCUUUAAUCCAACCCUCGUCUGGGACUCUCAAUCAUGUUCUCUAUUCACUUUAUUUUUUCACCAUUUUUUCCAUUUCCUUUAUUUUUCCUUUUUUCCUUCAUAUUUUUUCUUAUCCUCCCAAAAAAAUUUAUCUCCCUCUCUCUAUCCUUAUCUCACAUCCAAACGUUUUUUUCCUGGCUCUUUUAGUAUAAAGCAUUUUUCAACAGCUGACGCAUUUGUCCAUUUUUCUCUUUUUUAA
Messenger RNA from Meloidogyne enterolobii, 726 nucleotides. Lineage: Eukaryota; Metazoa; Nematoda; Chromadorea; Rhabditida; Meloidogynidae. The record is from the annotation of a GenBank genome assembly.